Amorphotheca resinae ATCC 22711 is the source of this 1993-nucleotide messenger RNA. RefSeq lists its product as hypothetical. The coding region runs from base 173 to 1957 and encodes 594 amino acids. The record is from RefSeq and is a predicted model, not a curated record. The transcript has 11 exons. Gene Ontology annotation, biological process: transmembrane transport. Lineage: Eukaryota; Fungi; Ascomycota; Leotiomycetes; Helotiales; Amorphothecaceae. Gene Ontology annotation, molecular function: transmembrane transporter activity.
AAUUGGAAAUAGAGAGGUUGAUUGAUCUAGAACUUGAUUGUUUAAGAUUCUAAGAUUGGGGUUCUGAGGGUUUAUAGGUGGUUGUGUGUGAGUGGCCUUUUUGUUUUCGAAGGGACUCUAGACGGUAUCUUCUAUUGUUAGAGAGAGAGAGAGAGAGAGGGAGAGGGAAGAUAUGGCUGAGGAGCAGCGACAGGAUUCUGGAAUUUCUGGUACUAUAGCCAUGGCGAAAACGAAAACGGAAGAUGAUGAUGAUGUUGGAAUCUCGCAAGUUGAGGAAGCGACGCGCGACGAACCAGUGCCAGUCGUCAAGAUUGAUUCGUAUAGAGACAGUCAUCAUAUUAAUCUAACAUGGAGAUCUUGGAUGGUAGUUUUCGUUACAUGCUUUGCGAUUAUGACACAGACGUUUGUGGUGGUGGCUGCGGGUUCAGUGAUUGGAUUCAUCGUUCGCGAUUUGGGGGAUGCUGCUAUCUCGGGGUGGAUUAUUCAGGGACCGCUCCUCAUGCAAAGUGUUCUCUCUCCUAUCAUAGGCCGACUCUCAGAUGUGCUGGACCGAAAAUAUAUGGCUAUGAUCCCGCCUCUGAUUUCCUUCGCUGGCGCUGUGGUCUCUGCGAGAGCGACGUCCAUGACGAUGUUGAUUGGUGGAGGGGUCUUGAUCGGGACGACGCUUUCUACGAUCUCGAUCGUGCAGACUAUUCCGUCUGAGGUGCUGCCUUUGAAAUAUAGAGUACUGGCUAAUGGAUUUGCAUUCCUUGGAGGAUCGGUGGGCGGGUUGGUAGGGAGUCUUGGUGCAGGAGCAGCCACGAAUGCAGGUGCGGGAGGAUGGCGCAACAUCUUCUGGAUCCAGGCUGGCUUCUUCGCAGCCAGUGCCAUUGGCCUUCUCCUCUUCUACCACCCAAAACGGGGGUCUGAUUUUCCUAGGAUGUCGUUCAAGGAGGUCGUGUGGGCUUGUGAUCCUGUCGGCUCUUUCUUGUUUAUCGUCAGUGCGACUUUGAUGCUGUUGGCUUUGGAUUGGGCUGGUGGUGUCUAUCCGUGGCAUGAUGCGCAUGUGGUGGCUCCACUGACUAUUGGUCUUGCAUCUCUUGUUUUGUUUGCUCUUUAUGAAUGGAGAGGGAGAGACGACGGAUUAGUUGCACAUGUCUUCUUCCGAGAUGGACCAAAUUUUGCACUUUCAGUCUUUGCUUUCGCUGUUGAAGGAUGGAUCUUUUAUAGCGCCGUUAACAGCGUGACACCUCUCAUCGUCCUCAAUCUCGGCUUCUCGUCUUCAUCUUGGAAAAUUGCCAUCCGUCAGCUGUCGUAUAAUUUGACUAAUCUCCUGGCCUCGAUACCCAUCACAUUAUACUCGACCUGGAAGAAGGACUUGAAAUCCCCACUUCUAGUCACCUUCCUACUUUUCCUCGUCACAACAAUCCUCUACGCCAACAUCAAACCCAGCUGGAACCACGCCCAAAUCGGCAUUAACGUUCUCUGCGGCAUCGGCCAGAGCGGCCCCCUUACCCUCCUGGUAGCAUUGAUCCAGUUUACCGCUCCGCACGCCUACCUCUCCACCGCAACCGGUCUCGGCUUCUCCGCCCGCGCUCUCGGCGGCGCCUUCGGCUCCGCCGUCCUCGCCACCAUCUACAACAGCAAGCUAGCCUCCACGUACGCUCCGCACAUGAGCGCUACCGCGCUCACUGCUGGGCUCCCUAGCUCCUCGAUCCCUGCGCUCCUAGCCGCGUUCUCGAGCGGGACGGGAUUCAGUGAAGUCCCGGGCAUGAACGAGAGGAUUCUGAGCGCGGCGCUGAGGGAGAGCCAUCUGUUGUAUGCGAGAGCGUAUCGGUUAGCGUGGGCGAGUAUUAUUCCGUUUGUGGUGCUGGCGCUGUUGGCGAUUGUGUUUUUGAAGGGGGUUAGGGAGUUGAUGACGGAGAAGAUCGAGGCGACGGUUGAGAGGGAUGAGGUGAGUGAAAAGGGUGUUGCGUAGAUAAAGCUUUGGGAGAGGGGUGUGUGAUAUGAGAUG